Trichomonas vaginalis G3 is the source of this 1974-nucleotide messenger RNA. RefSeq lists its product as uncharacterized. The transcript has a single exon. The record is from RefSeq and is a predicted model, not a curated record. Lineage: Eukaryota; Parabasalia; Trichomonadida; Trichomonadidae. The coding region runs from base 1 to 1974 and encodes 657 amino acids.
AUGAAAGUUGUUGUAACUGAUAAGCAUGGUAUUUCCUCUGAGAGAGAGAAGAAGUUUAUGACUUUGAACUCUCCUUACAUCACUGGUCUCGAAUUGGAUAAGAAUCUUUUCAUUGAUGGUGAAAAGAUUAAAGGCAAUGUCACAUUCAAUGACAGAGAUCAUGAUAAGCUGCUCUUCCUCUUCUACAAGGUUGGUCCAACAAUCAUACCAAUUGAUCUUGAGAUCAAAUCAGAUGGCUCAAAUGGACAAUUCAAAGAGUUCGAAUUUUACCCACAAUUAAACUUCGUUUCAAACGCAGUCGUUGCUGAAUUCUUCCUUGCUUCAAUGGCGAAAUUGGAUGAUUAUGUAAAUGAAGACGGAUCAUUCACAGAACCUUUGAUGUUCUCUAAAACUGUUAAGAAGCCAUUAAAGAAGACAUUUAAGCCUUCAUUCACUUUGGACGAUCUUCCAAAGUUUUAUUACGAGCCAGAUGAAGAUAUUAUAGUGUCUGGAACGAUCGCAGCAGAUGGAUAUGCCACGAUUUAUUUGAUGAUGUACAAUCUCAUGACAUGGGAAGCUGAUGAGGUUGAUAAAAUCACCUUUGAUGGUUGCACUCAGGAGCCAAAGAAGUUCACUGGAGAAAGAUUCGAAGUUCACUUGAAAUACGAUAGAAAUGCAUAUGGAUUCUAUGUUAUAUGCGAAGAUGGAAAUGGUUACCAGGAUGAUUACAUGCCAGCAUUUGCAAUUUUGAUAAGGAGUCCAAUCUCAAUUACCAAUGUUGUUCCAAAGAAGGUAACAUAUUUCAACAAGGAUACAUUUGAUGCAACAUUAACAUGUAAACAAAAUGAUGAAGGAAGAACCUUAUAUGUCUAUUACAGAAUUAAUGACGGUGAAAUUCUGUUAUUCAGACCAGACUACGAUACAUCGAAGACAAGAACUAUUUCAAUUGAUAUCAGUUGUAAAAUACCUUACAGUGCCGUUGGAGACACAAAGAUUGAACUUGCUAUCUCAGAUAAGUUCACAUAUUCUUGGGGUACAGGAUACACAAUUGGUGUUCCACCAGAAUUCUCCACGAUAUUCACAACAUCAUUCAGAGUCAGUCCUCCACCAGUUUUCACUGCAACAUUAACAAAUGAUUAUCUCUACAAGCGUGGAGAUGAAGCAAUCUUCUCUAUUUACAUUGUUGAUGAUGAGACUGUCACACUCAAGUACAUCUUCGAUGGUCUUACAAUUGAUUCUGAAGAAAUUGCAUUAUAUGGUUCACAAUUCGAAAACAAGAGAUCUCUUACAAUUCCAAGCACUGCAACUUAUGGAUCACACAGAAUCAAAGUUGUCGUUGAAGAUAACUUCGGAUUCUCAAUGUCAUCUACCGAUGAAAUUAUUCUUGUUGUCAACAAGCCAACUCUUAAUUCCAUUGAGUUCUCAAAGCCAUACGGUAUCAAAGGAUCACCAAUCACAUUGAGCGGUGCUUUCUAUGAUAUUGAUGCUGAUAAGCAAAUCUACAUCUACGUACAAUUUGGUGACAAGAAACCAGCUAAAUAUUCUACCAAGAUUACAUCAAAUGGAAAGGGCGACCAGACAUUCAGCUUCGGUUUGGAUAUCAAUGAUGAAAUUCCAUAUGGAAUGAAUGAUGUCAAGGUAUGGAUCUCAUCUUCUUAUGAAGUCGACAAAGAGAACCACGCAUACUACUCAUCAUAUCCUAAGUUUGCCAAGUUGUCAGUCACAUUCCAGCCAACAAUGACUGUUAAAAUACCAUCAAAGACUGUCUACCAGGACGGAGAAAAGAUCACAAUCGCUGGUGAAGUCAAUUCAUACACUGAUGUCAACCUCAAGUACUCCAUUGAUACAACUAAACUCACUGAAGUAUCAUCAGUCAAGAUGGACAGUACUCCACAACAAUUCAGAUUCUCCAUCACAAUUCCAGAAGGAUUCAAGCAAGGCACAUACACAUUUGGUGUGUAUGCAGUUGAUUCCCAUGGAUUGGAGACAGAAUAG